UUUUUAUUCAAGGACCGUUUUUCGUCUUACUGUCUUUCUUAAAAAAACGUUUUUAAAAAGCACAAUGAAACCCAAAAUGGUGGUUACCGCGGAUUACACAAAAAAUGUAUUUCUACAGUUUAAAUGUGACAAAGGUGUAAAUGAAAUAGCUUUAAUAUAAAAGUGGUUUCAUUUUAAACCGUUAAAUGAUAAUAUAACCAUUAAGUGACUGUUAUACUGUAAUGUGCGCAGUUACAGUAGGAAAUGGUUGACAUGACUGCAUUUCCUGUUUCUUUCCACGGAACUUCCCGAAUGUGUUUGCCUUUAGAGCAAGCUAAUGUUCAUUGUGCUAGUCUUACGGUCACGAAUCACCAAAUCGUAGUAUACUUAUCCUGCAAGUUAGUACUUCUUGACCGAAUUGCCAUACUUGUGAUGAAUCUGAGGUACUUUAGGUUGGUAUUUAAGAAUUAAAGGACACUCGUCGACGUACCACCUCAGCUAAAAACAAAGCUAACGUUAGCAGUUUAGCUUGCUAGUUUGCGAUUAGCUUUCCAUGUGCGUACGAGGCUGCAAUGAAGUGUUCACGGAGCCUGCGGGAGCUAGUAAAGCAGCUGGAGAAGUUAAUAAUGCAGUAUAUUUCCUUUGUACUCCUGUUUUAUCCCGCUGCAUACCAGCCUGGUGAGGCGUGUGCUGCUGUAGCGGAGGAAGGGAGAACCAGCCCCGCAACCCUGAUACUGUGCAGGGCGUGCGGACAUGAGCUGGCGUCCGGGACGGACAUCCACUUCGUCCCAAGCCGACUGGCUCUUUCUAGCCGCAACGACACGUUGGUCGGAGGCCGAAGGGUUAACAUCCAGCUUUUCGAAAACCCCCACGGACACCAAUUUGAGGUGAUUACGUUCAGAAAAGCGGAUGUUACCCAGCACUGGCCUGCAUAUACACACUUCUCCUGGUUCCCGGGGUACUCGUGGGCGGUGGCCACCUGUCCCAGGUGUAAAACUCAUUUAGGUUGGGCCUUCCAGCCCAGUGACUGGCCAGACACAAUCAGGAAAACAAACUUUGAGGAGUCUGAGCACACCUUCUUGGCUUUAAUCACAGAUCGUCUAUUAAGAGAAGACUUUGCUUCAAGUCUGCUAAUGACGCCAAAAUCCUUCGUGAGCUGAAGUACUAUUCACUGUACAAUGUAACUGUAAACCAGGUGCCUUUGCUGCUACUUACAACUAUUUUAAAAUAAAGUUAUAUGCACCUA
Micropterus dolomieu (smallmouth bass) is the source of this 1225-nucleotide messenger RNA. RefSeq lists its product as uncharacterized. Lineage: Eukaryota; Metazoa; Chordata; Actinopteri; Centrarchiformes; Centrarchidae. The record is from RefSeq and is a predicted model, not a curated record. The transcript is spliced from 2 exons. Bases 552 to 1139 code for a protein of 195 amino acids.